Messenger RNA from Oncorhynchus tshawytscha (Chinook salmon), 1473 nucleotides. RefSeq lists its product as uncharacterized. Bases 755 to 1381 code for a protein of 208 amino acids. The transcript has 2 exons. The record is from RefSeq and is a predicted model, not a curated record. NCBI's taxonomy places the organism in Eukaryota, Metazoa, Chordata, Actinopteri, Salmoniformes, Salmonidae. Gene Ontology annotation, molecular function: nucleic acid binding.
CAGGCCAAUAGAUGGCGCUGUUGCACUGUUGUAGCAGGAGAAACAUUAAGUUCUGGCCAAGCGCUCACCAUUCUGCAGAAUAAGGACCAGAACUUUACAGAGGUAAACUGUGUCAGUUCUUUUACUAUUACAGUUCAUCGUGGCCCUGUAGUUCGCCUCCUUCACCAAAGCUCUGUCAGGGACCUACAUGAAGAGUGCCAUCACUCAGAGAGACACUUUGACCUGUCCAGCUCUCUCAUCGGACUCAUAGACGGCAGCUUUGAGAUGGGUAUCAACAAUAACAUUGAGUUGCUUGAGAAUUCAUGUAGUAAAAACCAGCCGGUCAUCAGGGGCAACAGUGGAUGUUGUACUUGACAAGACAGAGGUUCUUCUGACAUGGUCUGGAGUCGGAUGUGAGAGAGUAUGUCAAGACCUGCAAGAGGUGUGUGUUCAGUAAGCCAGUAGGCCAGAGCUCCACUGGAAAACAUCACGACUGAGCCCCUCAAGUUGGUGUGUGUGGACUUCUGGUCUGCUGAAGACUCCAACAAGUCCUUGGAUGUUCUGGUCGUCACUGAUCAUUUUACUAAGAUGGCCCAUGCCUUCUUGUGUCCGAACCAAUCAGCUAAAGCAGUGGCCCUUCAGCUGUGGAACAACAUCUUCUGUGUGUAUGGUUUUCCUCGUUGUAUCCACUCUGACCAAGAGGCCAACUUUGAAAGUAAAUUGACUGCUGAGUUGUUGAGUGCUGCAGGAGUCGCACACAACUCCCUACCAUCCGAUGGGGAACGAGGGAGUCGAAAGGUUCAAUAGAAUGCUGGGAAACAUGAUCAGGGCUUUACCUACGAGAGCGAAGCACAGGUGGCCACGGAAGCUGAAGUCGUUAACCUUCGCCUACAACUGUACAGUCCAUGAAACCACGGGCCACGCCCCUUUCCAGUUGAUGUUUGGGAGAACCCCACAUCUGCCUAUCGACAUGAUGUUUGGUACGGCGCUACAAGACUCAGAUGUUGUAGACUAUGACGAGUACAUCAAGUCCCUGACGAGAGACCUGAGGGAGGCCAUGGAGAUACAGGUGUUGGCAACCAAACAGCUGAAGAGUCAUGCGGGCCUCUACAACAGGAAGAUCAGAGGAGCUCCAGUGGAGAUCGGUGAUCGGGUGCUACUGGCGAAUAAGGGUGAACGUGGAAAGAGGAAGCUGGCGGAUCGCUGGGAGAACAACCUCAAAAUUGUUACAGAGAAGAAUAGUGACGUCCACAUCUUCAAGAUACAGAACAUGUCGACUGGACAGGAGAAAACGGUCCACCGUAAUCUGAUAAUGCCUGUAAACUUCUUGCCUCUCCCUGACACUGCCUUAGAGGAUGGGGGACAAUGGUUUAUUGAGGAGUAUGAAGGAAAUGUUAGGUAAUAUACCUUUUUUAAUAGAGAAGUGUUUGAGGCUUGGGGGCAGUUUUUAGCAAAUAGUUAUUAUGAAUGUACCAUUUUAGAAAAUAUUUUAAA